AAGAGAUCAACGUGGUAUGCACAACUAUGUUGCCCAAUCGUAAUGCAAUAACUGUUAACAUGACAAUAUAAAGGAUUGCUCUUCCUUGUCAAAUUUAUUAUUCGUGAUCAAAGCAUACAAAACAGGUUUUCCUCAAUUCAGGAGAUAUUCUAGAAUAGAAACGCUUAUGACAUGAAAAUUGAAAGGAUAAUGCCACUUGUUUAUACCUACAUCGUGUUUGUUUUGGUCCCAUUGAUAUUGAACCAGGUAUACGUAAAUGCCAAUUACGGACUUCAGUGUAUUCAAUGUGAUAAUGACCACAGAGAGCGAUUCUGUCGUGAAAGUAUUGGUACAGAUGAUAAUGGUCAUGGUUCAUUUACUGCAUUUACAGUCACUUUAAAUCGGAAUAGCGUAAAAUGGCUUCAUGGAGAAAUAGUAAAAUACACCCGUGUCCUCACUAAUAUUGGUAAUACUUACAAUACCCACACGGGUAUUUUUACUGUUAAAACGGAUGGUGUUUACGCUGUGUCAGCUGCUAUGAUAGGAGGCCCAGGUCAAAUCACUCAUUAUUCUAUCAGGAAGAAUAACCACGUGAUGGUGUGGCUAUUCACUGGUGCGAAAUUCGACAUUGCAGCCCAAACCAUCAACCUUGCACUGAGGAAAGGAGACAGGCUUUGGAUUGUACUGGAAGGGUGCGCUGUUUUAAUUACUCAUGUUGUACAUCCUUAUCAUCAAUUUAGUGCAGUUCUGGUAAAGCCAGGAAAAUUUUGAAAAAAAACCAAGAAGAUUUAUUAAA
Messenger RNA from Mytilus trossulus (common blue mussel), 775 nucleotides. RefSeq lists its product as uncharacterized. Gene Ontology annotation, molecular function: protein binding. The transcript is spliced from 3 exons. The record is from RefSeq and is a predicted model, not a curated record. Bases 172 to 750 code for a protein of 192 amino acids. Lineage: Eukaryota; Metazoa; Mollusca; Bivalvia; Mytilida; Mytilidae.